Nematolebias whitei (Rio pearlfish) is the source of this 2542-nucleotide messenger RNA. RefSeq names its product casein kinase 1, gamma 2b (gene csnk1g2b). The transcript is spliced from 11 exons. Gene Ontology annotation, cellular component: nucleus; cytoplasm; plasma membrane. Gene Ontology annotation, molecular function: ATP binding; protein serine/threonine kinase activity. Lineage: Eukaryota; Metazoa; Chordata; Actinopteri; Cyprinodontiformes; Rivulidae. Gene Ontology annotation, biological process: positive regulation of canonical Wnt signaling pathway; endocytosis; peptidyl-serine phosphorylation. The record is from RefSeq and is a predicted model, not a curated record. Bases 440 to 1774 code for a protein of 444 amino acids.
GAAGGAAUGAGGCACUCAAGAAGAUGUUCCCAAAAGGCCUUCUGGAUGCAGUAGCUGCGUUUGGGAGUGCUUUUUCGUGACAAGUGUUGUAUGCGUGCCUGUGGGAAUAUCCAAGCAAAACCUGCCUUCUUCAUCAGGCAGGGACAUGCUACUCUGAGACUGGAUUCAAGAAACCUAUUAAAAAGGAGCCCCCUCUCAUAAACAAUAAAUACUAAGAAGAAAAGGGAAAAUCUGAAUGUUUGACAUCCAGGACAUUUUAGCUGCACUGCUGGCUCAUUCAAGUGUCCUCUGCACGAUUCAGCAGCAACACUUUUCCUCUGUCCUGUAAGAUUCUUCUCCCUCCCCCUCCCUAAAGCGUGCCCUCCAUUGUUGUUAUCGGAGUUUCUAUGGUUUGCAUGGCUGGAGAAUAACCGUGGAGAAGCCAGGGUAUCACAAGCUUAUGGAUUUUGACAAGAGAGGGGGCAAGGGAGAGACAGAGGAAGGGAAAAAGAUGUCCAAGACAGCAAGCAGCAGGACUGGACAUGGGGGCAGGAGUUCUGGGACCAAUUCUGGAGUUCUUAUGGUUGGCCCAAAUUUCCGAGUUGGUAAAAAAAUCGGCUGCGGUAACUUUGGAGAGCUGCGGCUGGGGAAAAAUCUCUAUACUAACGAAUACGUGGCCAUCAAAUUGGAACCCAUAAAGUCCCGAGCGCCACAGCUCCAUCUGGAAUACAGGUUUUACAAACAGUUGGGAAAUUCAGAGGGAAUUCCUCAGGUGUACUACUUUGGUCCUUGUGGGAAAUACAACGCCAUGGUGCUGGAGCUGCUUGGACCCAGUUUAGAGGACCUGUUUGAUUUGUGUGACCGCACCUUCUCCCUCAAGACUGUCCUCAUGAUAGCCAUACAGCUGAUAACACGGAUGGAGUACGUUCACACCAAGAGCCUCAUAUACAGAGAUGUGAAACCUGAAAACUUUCUUGUUGGGAGGCCUGGAAGCAAGAGGCAGAACACCAUCCACAUCAUCGACUUUGGUCUGGCCAAAGAAUAUAUAGACCCUGAGACCGAAAAACACAUCCCCUACCGGGAGCACAAGAGUCUGACUGGAACGGCGCGCUACAUGAGCAUUAACACACACCUGGGGAAAGAGCAAAGCAGAAGGGAUGAUCUGGAGGCGCUGGGUCACAUGUUUAUGUAUUUCCUCAGAGGAAGCCUCCCGUGGCAGGGCUUAAAGGCUGACACUUUGAAAGAGAGAUACCAAAAGAUUGGAGACACCAAGCGAGCAACGCCUAUUGAAGUACUUUGUGAAAGCUUUCCUGAAGAGAUGGCCACUUACCUGCGCUAUGUGAGGAGGCUGGACUUCUUUGAGAAGCCAGAUUAUGAUUAUUUGAGGAAGCUUUUUACCGAUCUGUUUGACAGGAACGGCUACAUCUUUGACUACGAGUAUGACUGGGUCGGCAAGUCUCUGCCCACACCGAUAGGCCCUAUCUCUAGUGACACCCCUUUGCAGCCCAAAGUACCACAGCCGAAAAACCAGUCACCUGAGCCCAAAGGAAGUGAGUCUCAGCCCACUCCCGUGACCAAUAAGGAGACUCUGGGGUCGCACCUCACAGCUGAGCGGCUGGGGGGCUCUGUUCAGGUGAUACCCUCGACAAAUGGCGAGCUGAACACAGACGAUCCCACAGCCGGACACUCCAAUGCUCCCAUUACCGCUCCCACCGAGGUUGAAGUGGCCGACGAACCCAAGUGCUGUUGUUUCUUCAAGAGGAGAAAGAGGAAAGCUCUCCAGAGGCACAAGUGAAGGAAGAAAAUAAAGAGAACUUGAAACAUUGUGGUCACUGUCAAGUUUUAAAUGAAAGCAACUACACGACCCCCCCACCACCCCCCCAUCAUCCUCAAAGGCCCUUCUCUCUUUCCAGCUCCUCUCACCGUCUUCCCCUCCACUCGUCACCACGUACCUCCCUCUUCUCGCUCUUGUCUUUCUCCUUCUGUUUCCCCCAGCUGCCGCCGAGUCGAAGGAAUGUCGCAGACCUACUGAACUUUACAAGAGACUCCUCGAUUCUUUUCUCGAUGAAAAAAAAUAAACCUUGCAUUACAACAGGGAGGGGGCGGGGGCUUGAGGCGAAGUAUAAAAGCUGUAACCAUGAAACUCGAAUACCGUGGCGUGAGCAUGAAAAAAGAAGCAGUCGUAUAGUAGAUUCCACGCAGAACGUGCGUUGUUGGAGCAGUCUGCUGUUCGUCAGGGGAACCCGUUCGAAGUGGGCGGAGUGAACGAAAUCCGCUCUGUAGGAAAACGUUGAUUUUUAUUUUGAAUUUUCGGUGUUUUGGGAUCAAGGUGAAGUUUGCUGAUGUUACAUCCGAGAGACACAGGAAGCAUUUCAUCUAUAAAACAGAACUUGGAAGAUUUUUAUGUACCCCCUUUUUUUUUUUGUUUUGUUUCUUUUUUUUUUUAAGCAAAUCCUCAGUUUUCAAAGUCAAACCCCUGCAUUGAAAACUUUAUUUUCAUGUCGUAGUGUUCUGGAGUUCGAUUCUUUUUCUCAUUUUGGUUUUCUUUUUGUUUUUCAACAUG